CAGGUGCACGAAAAAAAGUAUUCUAACUUCCAUAAAGAAUCGUUCCAAGCGAAAUUCAGAUCGGACCAAAGUCCAGGAUGCUGGAAAAAAAUGAAUGGAUGAUGGAUGAAAAAGUGCAGAAUGCCGUUCAUUUUGCCGAUGGAAUGGAAACCCUCAAACGUGACAUGAAGUCUUUCAAGUUGAAAAUGAAGCAAAUGGAAGAUUACAUGACGUUGAUCAACGGACCUAUAGGGUCCAACACGGACAAAUUGGGGAUGGGAAACCAGAUUGAAUCCCAAUUCAAGAUUUGGACGACCGGAAAAGAGGCAGCGCAUCAAAAACUCGAUAACAACCUCGUGAACGGCAUGGAACGCUUGAAGCGCAACAUCGCAUACUUCCGGGGGAAAUUGGAGCUGAUGGAAAGAACCACUUCGCCCAUCGACAGAAAUGCUGGACGUGAGAUCGGAGGAGAGAAUGGUUUUGCCAAGCCAUCUCACCACAAAUCCAAUAAUUUUUCCGAACGAGGUGGAUACUGGAAAGAAUCACGAUUCCUCCAGCAUGAGCUGAGGGGAUUCAUGAAAGUCUGCCACACGUUUUAUGCAGACUUAACGAUGCCGAUGGGAGCCAAUUCGUUUGUCAUGUACCUUAUGUUGUCAUACCAAAACUUUGGAGGUCAAUCGGGGAGCUUCGAGAUCCAUGUACACUCAAAAGAAGAGCCUUUCACAGAUAGUAUGAAGAACGUGCCAACUACAGAUCAGACUCUGUAUAUCUACAAUGGAAGAAGUUAUUUUCUGAGUCUUUCUCCAAGGAAUUACAUCUCCUUGCCUUCAGGAAGAACGUGCAGUGCAGAUGGUGACUAUAACUUCAGCACGUGCGUGGAGGAUGCAGUAGCCAACAAAUUCCUGAAGGAUGCCCCAUGCCUCCUGCCUUUUGUGGUACCUGAGGAUCAGGCAAGCAUGAAGUCGCUUUGCAGCACCUCUGACGACUUUGGACAAUAUGUCGACUUUUAUGAAGAUGUCAAGCAGAGUUUCUCCCCUGGCUGUCUGAUGACGUGUGACGUGACGACAUAUAGCCCUAGGCUAACUCCAGAUGCAUUUUCUGGGUCAUGCGGAGGGAACACAGCGGGAUACUUUGGGAACUCAUACAGCAUCAUCCAAGUCAAUACCCCAACCUCUGAGCACCAACAACAACUCCAGCUGCGAGCUGUCUCCGAAACGAAGUCAAUUUUGACCGUUCUCAGGCUUUUGUACGGCUACGUGUAA
Molecule: messenger RNA, 1241 nt
Organism: Darwinula stevensoni
Lineage: Eukaryota; Metazoa; Arthropoda; Ostracoda; Podocopida; Darwinulidae
Source: the annotation of a GenBank genome assembly